GCCCCCCACUCCGGGCUGUGCGCUGGGGAGGUGUUCGCUGCUGCAGCCCCAGCAGCCUCUCCGUCCGUCGGCUCGACCAGCGCUCCGAGAGGGGUAGUCGAAGAGAACAAGAUUUGCCACCGCCCCUCCUCGCCCUCUUCCAUUCCCUCUGGUGCGGGUUCCCCUGGCCCGCGCGGGCGCUCGGCGGCAUGGCAGGGCGCAGAGCAGGCGCGAUCUUCCCCGGACUCUGCUUCGGGGUCCUACUCUGGAGCGGGACCCUCUUGCCCCUCGCUUCCCCCCAGGUUCCCCCGUUGCCGCCACUCCAGCGGGGGAGUGUGUGGUGCCCCAGCCGCUGCCUCUGCUUCCGCACCACGGUGCGUUGCAUGCACCUCAUGCUGGAGAGCGUCCCGGCCGUAGCACCGCAGACCACCAUCCUAGAUCUGCGGUUCAAUCGAAUUAAAGAAAUCCAGCCUGGUGCAUUUAGACGGCUUAAAAAUCUUAACACAUUACUCCUAAACAAUAAUCACAUUAAAAGAAUACCAACUGGAGCAUUUGAAGACCUUGAAAAUCUAAAAUAUCUCUAUUUGUACAAGAAUGAAAUCCAGUCAAUUGACAGGCAAGCAUUUAAAGGACUUGCCUCUCUAGAACAACUAUAUUUGCACUUUAAUCAGAUUGAAACAUUGGAGCCAGAAUCAUUCACCCAUCUUCCCAAACUUGAAAGACUAUUUCUACACAACAACAGAAUAUCUCAUUUAAUUCCUGGGACAUUUAGUCAUUUGGAAUCCAUGAAACGGCUACGCCUGGAUUCCAACGCACUUCACUGUGACUGUGAAAUAUUAUGGCUGGCAGAGCUGUUAAAAACAUAUGCUGAAUCUGGUAACGCACAAGCUGCAGCCACAUGUGAAUAUCCCAGGAGGAUCCAGGGAAGGUCUGUGGCCACAAUAACACCAGAAGAACUGAACUGUGAGAGGCCAAGAAUUACCUCAGAGCCUCAGGAUGUGGAUGUGACCUCAGGGAAUACUGUCUACUUCACUUGCAGAGCUGAAGGCAAUCCCAAACCAGAAAUUAUUUGGCUUCGUAACAAUAAUGAACUCAGUAUGAAAGCAGAUUCCCGCUUAAACUUGCUUGAUGAUGGGACCUUAAUGAUUCAGAAUACACAAGAGACAGACCAAGGCAUUUACCAGUGCAUGGCCAAAAAUAUAGCAGGAGAAGUUAAAACUCAAGAAGUAACUCUGCGCUAUUUCGGUUCACCAGCUCGGCCAAGUUUUGUGAUUCAUCCACAAAAUACAGAGGUGCUGGUUGGAGAAAGCGUCACCCUGGAAUGUAGUGCAGCUGGGCAUCCCCAGCCGCGUAUCACGUGGACAAAAGGUGACAGAACACCUCUGCCAAAUGACCCCCGGGUCACCAUAACUCCAUCUGGAGGGCUUUAUAUCCGGAACGUGGAGCAGGAAGAUGGUGGCGAGUAUACCUGUUUUGCAACCAACAGUCUGGACAACAUCCAUGCAGCUGCAUUCAUUAUUGUGCAAGCUGUACCUCACUUUACCGUGACCCCUCAAGACAGAAUUGUGAUUGAAGGACAAACUGUUGAUUUCCCAUGUGAGGCACAAGGAUAUCCACAACCAGUCAUUGCGUGGACUAAAGGAGGUAGCCAGCUGUCUGUAGAUAGAAGACACUUAGUUUUGUCUUCUGGAACACUGAGGAUUUCCACAGUGGCUUUACAUGAUCAAGGACAGUAUGAAUGUCAAGCUGUCAACAUUGUAGGAUCUCAAAGAGUUGCUGUACAUCUGAGUGUACAGCCCAGAGUAACUCCUGUGUUUGCUAAUGUUCCAAGUGAUAUGACAGUGGAAGUGGGUACAAAUGUACAGAUUCCAUGCAGUUCCCAAGGAGAGCCAGAGCCAGUAAUAACAUGGAAUAAGGAUGGUGUUCAGGUGACAGAAAGUGGGAAAUUCCAUGUUAGCUCUGAAGGAUUUCUUACUAUUCGAGAUGUUGGGCCGGCAGAUCAAGGCCGUUAUGAAUGUGUAGCAAGGAAUACUAUUGGAUAUUCCUCAGUUAGCAUGGUACUAACUGUGAACGUUCCUGAUGUGAGUCGAAAUGGAGAUCCAUUUGUAGCAAGCUCAAUUGUUGAAGCUAUUGCUACUGUUGACAGAGCAAUAAACUCAACACGCACACAUUUGUUUGAUAGUCGCCCUCGAUCUCCAAAUGAUUUGCUAGCCCUGUUUCGAUACCCAAGAGAUCCUUAUACCGUUGAGCAAGCAAGAGCUGGAGAAAUAUUUGAAAGGACACUACAACUAAUUCAAGAACACGUACAAGACGGUUUAAUGGUUGACCUUAAUGGAACAAGCUAUCACUAUAAUGAUCUUGUAUCUCCACAGUACUUGAAUCUGAUAGCUAACUUGUCAGGCUGCACUGCCCAUAGGCGUGUGAAUAACUGUUCAGAUAUGUGCUACCAUCAGAAAUACAGAACACAUGAUGGAACAUGCAAUAAUCUGCAGCAUCCAAUGUGGGGAGCCUCUCUGACAGCCUUUGAACGAAUGCUGAAAUCAGUCUAUGAAAAUGGUUUUAAUUUGCCAAGGGGUAUUGGAGCCAAUCGACAUUACAAUGGAUAUACACUCCCAAUGCCACGUUUGGUAUCAACUACAUUAAUAGGAACUGAAACAAUAACUCCAGAUGACCAGUUCAGUCAUAUGCUAAUGCAGUGGGGCCAAUUCCUGGAUCAUGACCUUGAUUCCACAGUUGCUGCCCUAAGCGAAGCCAGGUUUUCAGAUGGUCAGCAUUGCAGUUCAGUUUGUACCAAUGACCCACCAUGUUUCUCUAUCAUGAUCCCACCCAACGAUCCUCGGGUCAGAAAUGGAGCACGGUGCAUGUUUUUUGUACGUUCCAGUCCAGUGUGCGGAAGUGGUAUGACCUCCCUUCUCAUGAACUCAGUCUACCCACGAGAACAGAUCAAUCAGUUGACUUCGUAUAUUGAUGCAUCCAAUGUAUAUGGCAGUUCAAAGCAUGAAGCACAAGAGAUCAGAGACUUGGCAAGUCACAGGGGCCUCCUGAGACAGGGAAUUGUGCAGAGAUCCGGAAAACCUCUUCUUCCAUUUGCUACUGGCCCUCCAACAGAGUGUAUGAGGGAUGAGAAUGAGAGCCCAAUUCCCUGCUUCUUAGCUGGAGAUCAUCGGGCCAAUGAACAGCUGGGGCUCACGAGUAUGCAUACCCUGUGGUUUCGGGAACACAACAGAAUUGCUACUGAAUUGCUGAAGCUGAACCCACACUGGGAUGGUGAUACAAUAUAUCAUGAAACACGUAAAAUUGUUGGUGCAGAAAUGCAGCAUGUAACAUAUAGCCACUGGCUGCCUAAAAUCUUGGGAGUGGUAGGCUUGAAGAUGCUUGGUGAAUAUAAAGGUUAUGAUCCCAAUGUUAAUUCUGGCAUAACAAAUGAAUUUGCAACUGCAGCUUUUAGAUUUGGACACACGUUGAUCAACCCCAUACUGUAUCGGUUGGAUGAGAAUUUCGAACCUCUUCCCCAGGGCCAUAUACCUCUUCAUAAAGCUUUCUUUUCUCCAUUCCGGAUUGUAAACGAAGGAGGCAUUGAUCCACUUCUUAGAGGGUUAUUUGGUGUUGCUGGUAAGAUGCGUGUGACGUCUCAGUUGUUGAAUACUGAACUGACGGAGAGGCUUUUCUCCAUGGCACGAGCAGUAGCUUUAGAUUUGGCUGCAAUGAAUAUUCAGAGAGGGAGAGAUCAUGGAAUCCCACCUUACCAUGAAUUUAGAGUUUACUGUAACCUUUCUUCAGCACAUACAUUUGAAGAUCUGAAAAAUGAAAUAAAGAAUCCUGAAAUCAGAGAAAAACUCAGAGGAUUAUAUGGUUCACCACUGAACAUAGAUUUAUUUCCUGCUCUUAUGCUAGAAGAUCUAGUUCCUGGAAGCAGGUUGGGACCUACAUUGAUGUGUCUCUUGAGCACACAGUUUAAACGUCUCCGAGAUGGAGACAGGUUAUGGUAUGAGAACCCAGGUGUGUUUACUCCAGCUCAGUUGACUCAGAUCAAACAGGCGUCCCUUGCAAGAGUUCUCUGUGACAAUGGCGACAACAUUACCAGAGUGCAACAUGAUGUUUUUAGAGUGGCUGAGUUCCCACAUGGUUAUGGAAGCUGUGCUGAAAUUCCUAAAGUGGAUCUCAGGAUGUGGCAAGAUUGCUGUGAAGACUGCAGAACUAGAGGACAGUUCAAUGCAUUUUCUUACCACUUCCGAGGGAGGCGCUCUCUUGAUUAUAGUUUUCAGGAAGACAAGCCUUCAAAGCACCUGAAAAUUCCAAGAGCAUCAAGUUUUACAAGAGGGAAUGCAUUCUUUAACAGCACCAUUUCAUCCUUUGAUGAGCACAAGAAAGCCCCCAUAAUGAAUGAUUUCAAAGAAUUUGUUGGAGAUAUGCAGAAAACAAUUACGGACCUCAGAAAACAGAUAAAGAAACUUGAGUCACGGCUCAGUAGAACUGAAUGCACUGAUGAACAUGGCAAAUCUUACUCCAGUAAUGACACAUGGAAAAAAGACCCCUGCACUACAUGUGAAUGCAAGGUUGGUCAGGUAACCUGUUACGUGGAAUCGUGUCCACCACAUGAUUGUGCUACACCUGUGAAGCUCAAGGGCGUUUGCUGUCCUGUCUGCCUAAAACAAACUAUUAGUAAGGGAAAUGCACCCUAAAUCUGCUUCUCAAUUGUCACAUAUCAAGUCAUAUUGAUAUCUGCUGAUGGCAAAUACAGGUAACAGUAGGCUUUAAACCACAAUAGAGAAUUCAAGAUGUUAAAAGAGUAUAGCAUUCAGAUGAUGGGGUAACAGUGUAAGAAAAUAUGUUUUACUUCCUUACCCAUUGAAAAACCACAAGGUGAAAAAUAUUGAAAGGGAAUACACAGUGUUGGUCAAGAUAAUUUUAUGUUGAAACUUCUCAGGUUCAAGAAACUAAAAACUGGUGCUAUUU
Molecule: messenger RNA, 4935 nt
Organism: Candoia aspera
Lineage: Eukaryota; Metazoa; Chordata; Lepidosauria; Squamata; Candoiidae
Gene: PXDN
Product: peroxidasin
Exons: 23
Coding region: 189-4661 (1490 amino acids)
Biological process (GO): response to oxidative stress
Molecular function (GO): heme binding; protein binding; peroxidase activity
Source: RefSeq, a predicted model, not a curated record